Penicillium argentinense is the source of this 765-nucleotide messenger RNA. RefSeq lists its product as uncharacterized. NCBI's taxonomy places the organism in Eukaryota, Fungi, Ascomycota, Eurotiomycetes, Eurotiales, Aspergillaceae. The coding region runs from base 1 to 765 and encodes 254 amino acids. The record is from RefSeq and is a predicted model, not a curated record. The transcript has 2 exons.
AUGUCCAGAUCAGCACCUGCCCUCCUCGGGGCUGUUGUUCUAUUCCCCAGUCUUCUGGCAGCGACCUGUUAUGCGCCCGAUGGAACAGAGUCCGAUUCAAGGUUUCAGCCAUGUAUCUCGAUCGAGGGCACACCGUCAAUGUGCUGUAGAUUGAACGACACCGAUGCCGACAUCUGUCUCUCCUCCGGCCUGUGCCUGUGGGAGAGCAAGAAUGCAUACUACCGAGACUGGUGCACACAGAAGGACUGGGACACACCCUUCUGUCUGUCCAAGAAUCUGUGUACGGGACCAAAUGAUCGAGUCAGCCAAUCGACUGUAAUGACCCGAUGUGAGGGCGCCGACACCUAUUGCUGCGGCGACGACCGAGACUGCUGCAAUGGAAACGAGACCUUCACCGUCGCGCCAACACUGGUGACGCUCAGCACCGAGAGCGAUGCCUCCUCGGCCGCGAACGUCACGACGGCGACGGCGACGGCCACCAUGACGAUCACAGGAAGCGCAUCGGCGGGCGAUAAAGGCGCGGCAUCAUCGACAAAACUUGCGAUCGGCUUGGGUGUCGGACUGCCUCUCGGUAUCAUUGCCAUCGUUGCCGGAGGAGCCGGGUUCUGGUGGGGGAAAAAGAGCGCGGCCAAGAAUGGCCCUUGGGCUCUUGGGCAAUAUCCAAACGACAACAAGCAAGCCACGCCGAUCCACGAACUGGAUGCAGGGCAGAAACGAACUGAGUUGCCCGGGGAUACAACUGCGUUCGAGCGUGAGUUGAUGUGA